Nicotiana tabacum (common tobacco) is the source of this 6271-nucleotide messenger RNA. The record is from RefSeq and is a predicted model, not a curated record. Lineage: Eukaryota; Viridiplantae; Streptophyta; Magnoliopsida; Solanales; Solanaceae.
AAACACUUUGGGCUCAAGUAGGAAUCGACGAACAAAGACGACGUCGUGAAACUCAGGGCACCUUGUCUUCAAAUCACUCGUAGAAGCAAAAAUCCACAACCCAUAAGGAAUUACGAUGCUUCUGGCAAGAUUCCUCGCUUCCAGAUCCACUUGUCUGAGUAUUUCCUCAUUAAUUCCUGCAUUUUAUCACUCAUUUUCAUCACUACCAAAUUCUCAAUCUCCCGAAACAUUCUCCAGUAAUUUUGACGAAUCUCAUGUUCUGAAUCAGCUCUCCGACCUUUUACUCAUCCGUCAGACCCCUUUAACCGAAAAGCCCUUUCCUACAGAAUCCUCUGAUCAAAACAAUCAGUUGGAAGUUAGGGUUUUGGAUGAGCUUUUAACUCCCGAAGAUAAGUUACGGGGCAUUUUCCUUCAGAAACUUCAGGGCAAAACUGCAAUCGACAAGGCACUGACAUCUGUUGACGUAGAAUUAACUGUUGAUUUAGUUGCUAAAGUAGUAAACAGAGGGAAUUUAGAUGCUGCAUCAAUGGUAACAUUUUUCAAUUGGGCUAUCAAACAGCAAAAAAUACCUAUUGAUAAUCAUACUUACUGUAUAAUUCUUAAAGCAUUGGGCAGGAGGAAGUUUUUCAAACACAUGGUUGAAAUGUUGGAGGAUAUGAGGAGUCGAGGUAUAAUCCCUAAUUUAGACACACUUUACAUUGUGGUUGAUAGCUUUGUUCGAGCUCGUCGCAUUUCAAAGGCUAUAGAAUUGUUUAGUGGAUUAGAGGACUAUGGGUUGAAAUGUAAUACUGAGACACUUAAUGUUGUUUUACAGUGUUUAUGUUGUAGAUCUCAUGUAGGUGCUGCGAGUUCAUUGCUUGUGAAAAUGAAAGCGAAAGUCUCAUUUGAUGUUUCAACUUUUAAUAUUGUCAUUGGUGGGUGGUCGAGAUUUGGAAGAGUUAAGGAAGUUGAGAGGAUCUUGAAAGAAAUGGUGGAUGAUGGAUUUGAGGCAAACAAUUUGACUUACAGUUAUCUUCUUGAAUGUUUAGGGAGAGCUGGUCGAAUUGAUGAAUCCGUUGAGAUUUUUGAGGGGUUGGAGGAAAAAGGGUGUGUGCUUGAUGCUGCGAUCUACAAUGCAAUGAUUUCGAAUUUUAUUUCACAUGGUGAAAUUGAUGAAUCUGUCAAAUAUUAUGGGAGGAUGUUAAAUACGGGUUGUGAGCCAAAUGCCGAUACAUAUAUGAAACUAAUAUCUGCUUUUCUCAAAGCUAGAAGAGUAGCCGAUGCCAUUGAAAUGUUCGAUGAAAUGUUAAGCCGGGGGAUGAUUGUUACAACAGGGACUUUAACCUCUUUUCUUGAGCCUUUAUGUAGCUAUGGUCCACCCCAUGCAGCUUUGAUGAUUUAUAAGAAGGCGAGACAAGCUGGAUGUAGGAUAUCCUUGACUGCAUAUAAGUUGCUGCUUAUGCGGCUUUCUAGGUUUGGGAAAUGUGGUAUGUUGUUAAAUAUCUGGAAUGAGAUGCAAGAAAGUGGUUAUUCUUCUGAUAUGCAAAUUUAUGAGUAUGUCAUCAAUGGGCUUUGUAACAUAGGGCAGCUUGAAAAUGCUGUUCUGGUGAUGGAGGAAGCUUUACAGAAAGGAUUUUACCCUAGCAGGCUUAUUUAUAGCAAACUAAACAACAAGCUACUAGCUUCAAAUAAAAUAGAGAUUGCAUACAAGCUUUUUCUAAAGAUAAAAGUUGCACGUGGAAACCAUAAUUCGCAAUCAUACUGGCGUGCUAAAGGGUGGCAUUUCUAAUGUUUGGGGACUCCGCUGAUUUAUGCGACUGUUUCUAAUUAUCUGUUUUCAGAAUGAUGAACAUAAGAAUAAUCAACCUUCACUGCCCUAAGCUACCCCUGGUAAUGAACUGAAGCUGCUUCUUUAUUUUCCUAAUGGGUAACCACUGCCAUGUAUAGCAGGGUAAAAUUUGAGAAAUUAUGUGAAGCAGCAGGGUCUGAAGUAUUGUUUUGCAUUAUCAUGGAGGGGAUAAUGUUUGAGAAAUUUCUUGAAGUACCGGGGGCUGAAGUAUUACUCUUCUUUGCUGGAAGUUGUUCUGUGGAAUCUAUGGAAAAGUCAUUCCAAUCUGAGUCACAUAUUUAUUUUUGACCUUUGAAGUGAGUGCUGCUAGUUGGAGUCAAAUUGUGUAGCUGGUAAUGAAUGUAUUCCUACUUCUGUGGCCAUGAAAAGUCAUUGAAAGAAUUCUCUAUCUUGUUUAUUAUGAACAAGCAUUGUAGAAAAACGAGAAUCAUGACUCGGGCGCGUCCUUAACCAUUAAUCUGAAACAUAACUGCCUUUAACCCCCAGGGAAGGGAGUCGUUUAAUGAAAUUCAACUUGUAAAGAAUUAGCCUUGUGACUCACUCAAAUGAUAUGGUCUGACUGAUCGGUGACAGAUACUAAGUUAUUCAGGAAAUGAGAUUCUUCAAAGCUACUGGGUAACUUCUCAGUACGCAUUUCUGUUGGUAGUGAUGUACUUCCAUGUGAUAUGGGGGAAGGUCUGAUAUUGAGUGAGGAUAAGGAUGAAAUGACUGCAUUGCUGGGCGGGAAGUGGGAACUGAGAAGGUUGAUACUAUCUUGGGCGGAUGGAUGAAAAGGAAAUUUCCUGCCGUAAGAGUCCUCCUUAAACCAGCUCCGAGCUCCUAUUAGGAAAUUUCAAAGUUAUACAUAUAACAAUUAUUAUCAGGAUAAAAUGAUUCAGUGGCCCAAAGUGAUAUGUGAUGAAGCAAGAAGAUAUGAGGUCUCAAUGUUGCAUUCUGCAUCUUAAUCUUGUAUAAAAUUCAAAGAAAGGGGUGCAGCUCUUCCAACCAACACUCCUGGAAUUCCAUGCACUUUGAUCCUCAAGGAAGAGCUGGUAUAUGUGGUGAUUGGCUACUUGGCUCAAGUUUAGAAGCUGCAGCUAUAAGUGGCAUAGCUCUUACUGAUCAUGCUGAAAGGUAAUUCCUAAGCUUGUUAUAUAUUUCUGAAUGCAGACUGUAGGGCCUUCCUACAGAUUGCAAAUUACUUCGAACAAGGUGGACCUUGCUCAUGAGUUUGCCGUUGUUUUGCACGAGGAGUAUAAGCCACUUGGAGGACAUGAUAUAGGACAGUUCCCAGGACUUGAAUCUGUUGAUCAGACCACAAAGGCCCCAGCUUUGACACUCACUACAUGAAUUAAUCCUGAAACAGCUUUUUUUGAUGAUUAGUUGGUAAAAGCGAGUGAACAAAAUAAGACUCACUAUCAGAACAAGCAAUUUGCAGUGCUGAUUAUAUCACUUUUGCUUAGAAAAGGUUCCAACUCGAUAAGAUAUAAUUAAGGCCGAGUGGGAUUUCCUAAACCUUCAACCUUAGGUAGAGAAGAAAAAUACUCAGAAGUCUGUCGUCCUUGUCCUCGAACAGUAUCUUCUUGUUCGGCUGCCCCCAUUUGAAGAUGGCCUUGAUGUCUCCCCACAUCUUUACCAUGAAUUUACCCUUCUUAUUUUUCUCCUCCUCCUUCUGGAUGUCUGCCUGAAGAUCGACAUGGGCCUUGGCCAUAUUGCCAUAUGCUGCCUCGAGCCUGCUAACAGAAUCUGCUAACUUCUUUUGAGACUCUGCCUCAUGAAAAGUUAGCAGAUUCUGUUAGCAGGCUCGAGACAGCAUAUGGCCAAGGCCCACAUCGAUCUUCAUGCAGACUUCCAGAAGGAGAAAAAUAAGAAGAAGGGUAAAUUCAUGGUAAAGAUGUGGAAAGGCAUCAAGGCCAUCUUCAAAUGGGGGCAGCCGAAAAGAUACCGGUCGAGGACAAGGACAACAAUGAGGAGCUGGCUGCUCAACAGAAGCGGACGUGUAGCCGCAGACUCGGCUCCGCAAAUGCGAACUUCUACUGCAGAAGCGGCUCCGCAAAAGCGGAUUUUCAAUAGCAGGUUCGAUCCCAGUGGAACUUUGGCAAUUCCGCAGAUGCAGACAGAAUUACGUAGAUGCGGAAUCACUGACUGCAUUUGCGUUACUUUCAACUCUUUUUUGCUCAAUUCCACUUCAUUUGAUUUCAACUCUUUUCAAGACUCAUUGUACCUGAAAUACUAGCAAUGUGCAACAUAAAUUACCUCAUCUUACAAUUAAAGGAUACAAAAACUAAAGAAAAGAGACUAAAAUAAAUGGUAAAAUCACCACUCAUCAAAGUCAAACCCUGAUGAUACUUUGAAUUUCCGUUGGUGAGCAAGUUUAUUAGAACCUUGAACUAUGAAUCCCACAAUUUCAGGAAGAAGCUUUUGUAGCUUGAAUAUGCAGUGUGUCAUAGUGUACGAGAACUCUGAUUACAUAUAGAUGGUUUGGUAGGACCCCAAAAAGAUGAUGAUGUAGGUAGUUUUUGCCGAAGGAAAUUAUUCUUGACAAUUCUGUGUUUUGGGCAUAAAAUGACUGCGAUUGUUAUGAAGUUUGUGAAUGAAAAUAGAGUGUUGUACUCGAGUUAGAUGCUGAAAGUACCUUUUCUUGUAAAAGGAGUACUUGAAAUAACACGAGAAAGCCAGAAUUACAUCAAGCAAAGAAAGGUACUUUUGUCUGGAUGGUUACAACUUGCAACAGAGCAUCAAACUAACAAGACCCCAUGUUUCCAACUAUUUAAGGAGCGAACGUAUUAUAAAUUUUCUGAUGGAUAGCUUCAUUAUCACAUAUCAACCUCUGUAAAGCAUAGCCUCCAAAUCUUCUACAUUAGCAUCACUUUUCAUGUAUUCUGAAACAAAUUGCCUGUACUGUACAUGUUAUCUCGAAAAGAUCUUAUCUCAUUUGCUUGUCUACUAAUUAAAUUGGACAAGUUGUGGCUUCAAAUUCCAAUUCUGGUGAAGGUACAUCGCUAUGCUAUUAUGUUUCCAGUAAUUUGACUACUGAUAUGAUGUUUUCUUCCUCCAAUUGUACGUCCCAGAAAAAGAAAGAAUUUGAAAUAUAGGCUGUGUUAUUGAUUUCAUACAUUGUUAAAUACGCGAGCAGGUUAUUUUUUUGCGUGCAAAGGUUGGCAUUCCACAAAAUCUCUGCCAUUCUUCAAUUCUAGUUUCAAUUUAUACACAGGUGGAACAUAUGAGAUUGGAUGGACUGUUGCAGCAGUACUUCCUGUAUGUACAUAGCUUGGCGAUAUAGACGAGGAUGAAAAUUCACAUUUUAUGUGAUAAAGCAUGAUUUGGAACUUAAUGUCUCUGUGUCUAAUGCUAUUGCCUUGAUAAACAUGUUGCCAAAUUUUGACUUGCAGAAAUGGUCUCUGAUGCUAUGGUGGGAAGGAAUUUAUAUCAUGAAUCUCGUUAAUUGCUGCAUACGAGAAAAAAUAUUAUGCCAGAUAAAGCCCUAAAUUAAAUUACUUUCAGGAGAUGAUGUUAAAGGGAAUUCAACCUGACUUACUGCUUUAGUGAGCUUGCGCUUCUAAUAUUGCUAGGACCAAAAAGUUCCUUUGAGCAGAUCUUUUCAUGGAUUUAUAUUUGAGGCGAUAUUGGAUUGAGGAAGAUGUUACUUUGGGGAAUGCAGUGAUUGAUAUGUAUGCUAACUUGGGUUUUAUCGAUUGCAGUCAUGAGGUUAUUGAAGUGAUUCCUGUUAAAGAUGUAGUUUUGUGAAGCAGAGUGACCACAAUUAAUGUUCAAAAUGGCCUUGCAAGAGAGACUAUUGAAGUGUACAACGUGAUGAAUGACUAUGAUGCAUUUGCACCCAUCCAAGGACCUUGGAUGAGCGCCUCGCCAGCACAUGCCAUUUAGGUGUUUGAGGUUGCUCUUCAUCUGGAUAUCUUUAUUGUACAUUCCUCAUCGACCUCUAUGGAAAAUGGACAAGGCUGGAAUUCCAUGUCUUUAUUUUAUGAGGCAUCUAGGAUCAAUUCAGUCACUUAUAACGCGAUAAUAUCAUCUCAUGGUAUCCAUGGGAAUGGUAUGAUAUAAGUAUAUAUUUCUGCGACUAUUUAAGGUUAUGCUGGAAAUUUUUCUCUAUUGGCAGUUGUAGGCCAUUCAGAAUCAAGUACAUUCGUGCAAUGGAGCCGGAGUUGGUAUUAAACCUAUACUAAAGCAUUUUAUCUGCAUGGUAUUGGUGGAUCUGUUUGAAGGGGCUGAGGACCUAGAAAUGACAAAGCAUUUGAUGAGAAGCAUUACCUUUCGGCCCGAUGCUUUGCUCUGGGGUGUUCAUCUUGUUGCUUGUAGACUUUGUGGAAAUGUAGAGCUGGGUAAAUAAUUGGCUUCAGAUAAUUUGUUUGAAGUCGACCCCGAGAAGUGUCGGUCUUGAAUUCCUUGGAUCGUGAUAUAUGUAUGGGAUAUUAUUUCUUUAUUAGUCCGUUUUAAAAAGAAAAA